AUGACCGACGUGCAAAGAGUUCAACCUCCAAAUUUCGGCCUCGUCAUGAAAAUGGAGGACCGCAAGAGACCCUCCGCCUCCGAUCCCGAUGAUGCCGCGCCUCCUGCGAAACGGCCGGCGUUGGCUCUCAAUGGUUCCAAGGGAGAGGCCACGUAUGACAAUGCCUGGGACUUCAUGCAACAGACACUUCCGGAAUUCCAAAAAGAUGCCAUUCUACGGCAGAUGCGGGAAUACAAGCGCGAGAAGUCCUACUUAGAGAAUCAAUUGACGGAUCUGGAGAAACGAUGCACAUAUCACGAUGAUCACCUGCGCAUCAUUAACGCGUGGUUCUCUCAGAUGAUUGAUGAACUGCGGGUCGUCGUGCAAAAUGCCCCCGCUCCCGAGUCUCCAGAAUCUUCGGCUUUCCUCUCAUCCCUCAUGUUCGCCGACAAUGAGAAGUUCGAAGACCAUCUCUCUUCUCGGUCCGCCGAGAUCAAAACAUUGGUCUCCGCGUUAAUUGGGAAAAUGCCUCCAGCUGCACCCGAGGUUCGAAGUGUUCAAGAACAAUUAACGAAGACUCUUGCGGCAGAGAAGGCGCAUAUUAUGGAGCUGCAAGGUCUGGUUUCGGACAAGGAGCAACUUGCUCAGCGAUUGGAGAGUGCAUCGUAUCGAUACAUGGUCGCCGAAAAGAAGUUGGACCGAGCAAAGAGCGCAGUGGUUGCCAAGAUGGAAUCCAUGGGUAUGCAGCCUGCGAAACCUACUGCCGAUGACCCCAAAGGGACACCCGUUGACGAGGGAACGAAUGGGAUCCUUGAAUCGAAUGAGAACCUUGACAUCGUCGAAACUGCCAAGAAAGAGGCCGAAGCCAUUGCUGCAAAGAGAAAGGAACAGCUCGAGGAAUUGGAAGUUGAGAACCGGAAAUUGACCAUCGAUCUCACCACCAUCAACCACCGACUUACCUGCCUCUCUGAUGAGGAUUAUGCAAAGACCGAAUUGUUUAAAACAUUGAAAUCUCAGCAUGAAGAUGUCAUUAAGCGCAUCAACAACCUGGAAGCUGUCAAUGUCCAGCUGCGCGAAGAGGCACAACAACUACAAGCCGAAAGAACAAAGUACCGAAUGCAAAUCGAUGAAGAGAGCAAGGUUGCUGUGAAUGAGGCGGAAAGCCAACUGGCAAGAGCUGAAGCCGACCUCUCACGAAUUCGAAACACGCGGGACGAGUUGGUAUCGGAAUUAGCUAUUCAAAAAGCCAGUCUCGGCCAGCAUAACCUCUCUGUUUCGGAAUCAAAGGAGCUUGCAAUGGCAAGUGAAAGCAGGGUCAAAGCUUUGGAAUCCGAGGUUGAGCGGCUCAGGCUGCGUGUUGGGGAAAUCACGGCGCAAUCCGAUUCGGCCAUGGACCUUUCCGUUGAGGAACUCAAAGCGAAAGUUGCAACUCUCGAACGCGAGAAUUCUCUGCUUAGCACCGAGGUGCCGUCGAUGGAAGCCGCAUGGAAGAAGGCUCAAUCGAUAGCCGCGAAGAAAGUCUCAGAUCUUGCGCAGACCGAGAACGAUAUCGCGAAGCUUGCCGCGGAGAAAGUCAAAGCCGAUCAGAAGUACUUCACUGCGAUGAAAGCGAAAGAGGCUCGGGAAGCCGAGAUCCGCAGCCUUCGGCUUCAGAACGCCAAAAGCUCGGAGAUCGUGGCUCAACUCAAGGAAGCAGAGAGCACCAGCCGUUCGCUCAUUGCAAACCUCGAAGGGCAAGCCAGCGCGACUAGAGAAGUUCUCAACACCAUCUCGACGCAGGAACGUGCGCUGCAGCAGCAGAUCACGGAGCAGACGCUCCUCAUUGAAUCGCUUAACGGUCAGAUUUCGACCUUGAAGCGAACCAUUGAAACCAAGGAUGUCGCAGCGCUGGAUGCUGCCAAAGUCAAGAGACAUCUCGAAGUCGAGCUCGAGCAAGCGAGAGUCCGGUUGAGCGACACCACGCGGUCUCUCGAAGACUGGAAGAAGAAAGCUCGCGGUGCGGAGAGCGAAGAAGAAGUAAUGCUGAGGCGCAUUGCAUAUUGCGCGGUGUGUUCGAGAAACCUAAAGGAUACCUUGAUCAAGCCUUGCGGGCACGUUCUGUGCAAAGAUUGCGUGGAGGAGCGCAUUUCGUCUCGUUCCAGGAAAUGCCCGAAAUGCAUGAAGCCGUUCGGUCUGAACGACCACCAAAAGAUCAUCUUGGACCAUUAG
This is a messenger RNA of Eremomyces bilateralis CBS 781.70, 2187 nucleotides long. Its product is annotated as BRE1-domain-containing protein. Gene Ontology annotation, cellular component: nucleus; HULC complex. The transcript has 5 exons. The record is from RefSeq and is a predicted model, not a curated record. NCBI's taxonomy places the organism in Eukaryota, Fungi, Ascomycota, Dothideomycetes, Eremomycetales, Eremomycetaceae. Gene Ontology annotation, molecular function: ubiquitin protein ligase activity; metal ion binding. The coding region runs from base 1 to 2187 and encodes 728 amino acids.